Molecule: messenger RNA, 243 nt
Organism: Hansenula anomala
Lineage: Eukaryota; Fungi; Ascomycota; Saccharomycetes; Phaffomycetales; Wickerhamomycetaceae
Exons: 4
Source: RefSeq, a predicted model, not a curated record
AAAGACCAAUUAAAGACCAAAAUUGACGGGUUUGUGUCGCAGAGCCCCCAAUCAUUGUAUUUAAUUGAUGGUGAAAAAGGUACAAAGAGAAGUGUUAUUUGCAGACAAAAUGAAAAUGGUGGCCAAACAUGCCUGAACAUUGAAGUCGAUGGUGUUUCACUUUUCAAACAAAUGCAAGGAUUCAACUAUUUUUGCUCACUACCUGCUGAAAUUGAUGCAACACAUUUUGAAUGCAGAAAGAUC